Molecule: messenger RNA, 1096 nt
Organism: Raphanus sativus (radish)
Lineage: Eukaryota; Viridiplantae; Streptophyta; Magnoliopsida; Brassicales; Brassicaceae
Exons: 1
Coding region: 87-929 (280 amino acids)
Source: RefSeq, a predicted model, not a curated record
AUAUAAAGAGCACUUCGAAGAUCAAACACAAUACACUCUGCACCCUCAAACUCCAAUGCUCAACCCAUCUCAAACUCUCACUCAAAAUGACGGAAAUGCCAUCUUACACUGUUGAAAACCCUAGUUUCGAGCCUACCAAGGCCAAGAAACAAUACAACAUAUACUCCUCCGUAAUACCAAUCCUCUUAUCGAUAUUUACCUACGUUUUGAUCUUUUACGUCCUUGAAGUAUCUCCUUCUUUGAUCUUCAACGACACAAAGAUCUUGUUCUUCAUCUCAAACACCCUUAUCCUUGUCAUAGCCGCAGACUACGGUGUAUUCGCUGAGAGAGUGAACCACAACUUUUACGGAGAAUACACGGCCGCGAUGAUGAGAAUCGACGCUAGAGACAACGCUAGACCUGAAAACUCAGGCUAUGAGAUGAGUUUGGCGGAAGUAACCAUGAAACGUGAGAAACAAGAAGAAGCAGCCAGAGAGAAAGAACCUACACGGUAUCUGCUUUGCAAGAAAGCGGAAGUUCUUGAGAAAACCGUACAAGUCGUAAGCGAGACCAAACCGAUAAAGAAACUUAUCGAAAAACACGAGCCGACGACAGAUCAAGAGACCAUCAGUAAAGGAGAAACUUGGGAUGCAAGAAAUUUGGUGAACCCUAAACCGUACGGGAGAAGCAAAUCGGAUAAAGCACGUUCAGAACGUAUUCAUCGAGAGAUCAAACACAGACGUAGAAGUUAUGAUCGAAGCAAGUCUGACGAUAGCUCGAAAUGGAUGGUUGUUAACAAGUGGAAGAAGGCUCCUCAUGAGGAGAAGUGGGAGAAUGUAAGAGAGGAAUCGGAAGAAUUUGCGAAAAUGUCGAACGAUGAGUUGAACAGACGAGUUGAAGAUUUCAUCCAACGGUUCAACAGAGAUAUCAAACGACAAACUUUUGACUAGGUUAAUUCAGUUUGGCGUAGCAAGUUUAGUCAACCUUUGGGUGUUAUUUUGUGAUGUUUGUGUCGUCGUAUAGCAUGUUUGUUUAUUGUUUUUAUUUUGACUUUUCAUGCGUUUGUCAUAAGAGUUGGUAACUAAUGAGAUCAUGGAGGAGAAAACCGUUUAUUGUU